AUGGAGUACGGAUUAACAAAAUUAUAUUUCCGUGUUAAAUAUGACGAAACAGAAUGGUGUUCUAUAUUGUCCCCUUGCUCGUAUGAAGACAUAAUUGAAAGUGUAAGAAAAUUAUUUCCGUCCUUGGAAUCAAAGGAAUUUACACUCCAAGACGAAUACGGGGCCAAUCUUCGGGGAGAUUUUUUAGAAGAAUAUAUUAAAAUUUCCUCUAGAGGAGUUCUUCUAAAAGUUAAAGAACCACAACUAACAAUAUUAGAUGAAAAUUCUUCAUCUACUACAACAUCUACUACAACAAUUUGUAGUAUUUUUUCUGAUGACACAGAAAGUGUUAAUGGAUCAUUAACAUCAACUUAUUUGAAUGUUAAUAAUGAAAAUUCAAUUUCGCCAGAGAACUUGAAAAACUUUAUUAUUAAAACCCCAGGAGGUCAAGAAGUUUUUAACUAUUACAAUAAAAAUUUAACUUUAAAUGAUGAAUGUAGAAAAAAAUUAGUAAACAUUUCAGUUUUUUACAUACAAAGUCUCUCUCCAAAUAGCUGCAUGCCGUCCAGUUUUUUAAGGGAGAGAUGUGCAAUUUCAAUCAUUGAAAUUUUUCCCAAUUUAAGGGAUAAAGAAAGUCCUAAAGGUUAUGAAGCUUUUUAUGAUCCAGUUACGAAAAAAGGUUUUUUAACAACUAGACUAAGAACCAUUUUAAGAAAAAGAAAAUUAAGUAAACCGAAUAAAGAGACUACUGAUACCGACACUGAAAAUAAAUAUACAGAAGUAGAAGCAGAGGAAUAUAAAAAUGCUGUUGAAUUUUUAAAAAGUUCUGAAACUUCUAAUUUUGAGUUAUUAAAAGAAAAACUAAAAUUUUCUUUUUUGUACAGAAAAGAAAAUAAUAUUAGAGAGCUGCCAAUAUUUUUUAGAAUAUUGGGAUUGAUUUCUUAUGAGUUUUCUUUAAUACACCCCCAUAUACAGGAAACCAUUGUACUAGAAAAAUUGGAUUUUUUUUUUAAAGAAGUUUCAAAAGUUUUUGAACUUUCAAUAACCUCUAAUAGCAAAAAAAAUGAAGAACUUGAAGCAGAUGGUUAUCAUGACCCUACAACAAAAGCAAUUUUUUGUCUACUUUUAAUGUUGCCAUCAACAUAUAAUCACAAGUCUAAAUUUAAAAGGCAAAAUAGUAAAUCCACUCAAGAUCACCUCAUAGUUUUUCAAAAGAGUGAAGUUCCAAUCAGCAAAAUAUUAGAAACUAGAAUAAGCCAGCAGCCCUUAAUUUUAGCAGUUGGACCAAACAAGGAUGCCAUUGAAAAUUAUUACAUCAUUUAUGAUAACAACAUCAUAUCAGUGGCAAUAGUAACUGGCAAGGUAGAUAUUCUCUAUGCCCUAGACACACUGAACGGUUCCUAUGAUAUAUCAGUCAACGUGUCUGAGAAGUAG
This is a messenger RNA of Brassicogethes aeneus, 1413 nucleotides long. NCBI's taxonomy places the organism in Eukaryota, Metazoa, Arthropoda, Insecta, Coleoptera, Nitidulidae. The record is from the annotation of a GenBank genome assembly.